AUGGAUUUGAUUCAAAACAACCGCGAGCAAGCUGACAAGCGGAAGGAGAGAAGGGGCGGGGGGUGUGGCCACGGCGAGGUAGAAAAAGAAUACAGACCGGCCAAGGUUGAACUGUGGGUUCUGAUGGGCGAGCAGGGGUAUGUCUUGCCGUGCCCGGGUCUUUUUUUUGGUCAUCCACUUCCGGAUUGUCAGUCCGCUUGGACCCAAAUGUAA
Pyricularia pennisetigena is the source of this 213-nucleotide messenger RNA. RefSeq lists its product as uncharacterized. NCBI's taxonomy places the organism in Eukaryota, Fungi, Ascomycota, Sordariomycetes, Magnaporthales, Pyriculariaceae. The record is from RefSeq and is a predicted model, not a curated record. The transcript is spliced from 2 exons. The coding region runs from base 1 to 213 and encodes 70 amino acids.